This is a messenger RNA of Schistosoma mattheei, 1791 nucleotides long. The record is from the annotation of a GenBank genome assembly. Lineage: Eukaryota; Metazoa; Platyhelminthes; Trematoda; Strigeidida; Schistosomatidae.
AUGAUUCGACGUAUUAUCGAUUCAGUUUCUUUGCUUGUUGAUCCGGAGCCUCAAAAUAAUAUGGAACUACUUACAAAUAAGGAUUACAGUGUAAACGCUUCUAUGGACGAUGACUCUGAUAGUGUUAACAAAGAUGCCUCUAAUGGUCUAUCAGAUAUAAGUUCUUCAUUCACUGGGCGAUUAGAAUCAUAUUUAUCCAAUGGUUGCAUCAAUGAAUGCUCUUCCAGUUCAAUCGCUCUAUCAAAUUCUAAUUCUUGUUAUAUCGCUAGUGAAGACAAUGAAUGCUCUCUAUUUAACACUCCCAAAAACGAGGCGACGGUAACUCUACCUGUCCGUUCUGUAAGAAACCAGUCACAGUCUCCUGGUAUGGUUGAUUUAAGCUCCAUUCCUCUUCGUUCACUUCCAGGAGGACCAAGUUUGCAACAUCCGAGAGAUAGACUUAAGUUGAAUACUCGAAAAAAAGAAACUUAUAGGUGUCAAAAUAAUAUUAGGUCCUGUUUAACUGCUCCAGUUUGUCGAAAAAUAGAGCAAGAUAAUGGUGAUUUCGAAACAGAUGGAUGUUUUUCGCAAGUAGAUCCACUAGUAAUGGAACUUGAGUGUUACAUCCUACCAUUCUAUCGAAAUUUGACAGAAUGUGAAUUAAAACUACCUAUCAAGUUUGCAGCAAAGAUUUAUCGUGGUAUACUGAAACAACUUGCAGCUGAAUAUGAACUUUUGAUACUGUCUGUUGGGAAAGAUAGAUUACAUGAUGAAUGUUUAGUUGUUCGUAAACGUGGCACUUUACAGCAGAAACAAGAGUUAGAACUGGAAGAACGAAAAGAAAAACAACGUCAAAAACAAUUAAGAGAAAAAGAGGAGGCCAAAGAAACGGUAGAUAAGAAGGAAGAAAUUAAAAUUGAAAAACUACAAACCGGUAAUGGAAACUUGAAUGGACAUCAAGAAAUGUGUUGUCAGGCUAGUUUUGAUGAACAAGGACGUGAGAUUGGUCGAAAACGUGCUAAACGUAUACGAAAAGAAAGAGAACGUAGAAAACAAGCUGAACGAAAUAAAAAAAUUAUUCAUAAAAUUGAUUGUUCAAUUCAAACUAUACCAGAAGAUUAUUGGUAUUGUUCUUGGUGUAAUGAACAUAUUCCACCAAUAAGUCAAUGCGGACAUGAAGCAAUUUGUCGUGCCGGUGUUCAACAAAAACAAAUUGAAAUUGAACUUAAAACUCGAUUAAAACAACAUCAAUUACAUAUUGAAGCUAAAAAACGUCAACGUUUAGGUCUACCACCAUUGAAGAAUGAACAACAACAUAAUAAUAGUAAGAAGAAAAAUGAAUUAAUAUUUCAUUCACGUAGUCAAAGUCAUAAUCAUCGUGAUACAAAAUCAGAUAAAUUAAAUUCAACUAAACAAGAGAAAAAGUUAACACUAGAUAUCAAUAAUCCAACGAUAAAAGCAAAAACCGCAUCAGCUAAACUCGGUGAAGUUCAUCCUAAUGAUGUAGAAGCAAUGAUAAAACUUAUGCAACGUUUAUGCACAGAAUCUAAAUGUAAAUUAUUAGCUGAUAGUGAUGGCCUAUCUUUAUCGAAUAGUAAAUGUCCAAAAUGUAAACGUGCUUAUUGUCUUGUACAUCGUCCAAUUGGAAAACAUACUGCUUGUUCAUUAAACUCAGAACUAACUACCGAAGAAUGUAAUGGUACUACAACAUCUAUAGCUUGUGGUUGGGAUUCAAAUGAAAAAAAGGAAGCAUUAAAACUUGCUUUACGUGAACGUAAAGCAAAACUAAGAGAGUUACGUGAACGAUGCUGA